Molecule: messenger RNA, 8278 nt
Organism: Gasterosteus aculeatus aculeatus (three-spined stickleback)
Lineage: Eukaryota; Metazoa; Chordata; Actinopteri; Perciformes; Gasterosteidae
Source: RefSeq, a predicted model, not a curated record
UCUCAGCAGCAGCGGCUCAGAGACUAGUGCUUAGACCACUGUGUCGUGCGGGAAUAUGCACGGCGGAGCCUUAUAACCGCCAGCGGAACAGAUUGAAACGAAAAUAACUCGUUCGUGUGGAUUAAGUCAGGGGACACGGCACGACACAUCGAAGCGAAUUCGGAUCGACGGACAGGGGAUUUGAACAUUACGUACGUUAACACCGCCGGAUGGUAUCUCUUGCCCCGACGCUAAGGGUGCUGCCGCAGCCAAACAACCAAUAAUGCACGGCGCCUGCUCUGCAGCCACACCCACUUCCUGCCUGUAGAGGAAGCGGCUGUGCCAGCAUGUCCUCUCACCCUCAGUCUGUGCAGCCGGGCCGGAGGACUGUGGACACACGGCACCUGCCAAACCCCGCGGGUCUACCACUGCAGCUGCAACGGGCACAUGCGGAAGUGGGACUGGUUGACUACCACGCUCAUCAUGCCAGGGACUACAACUCCCACCUGGCCCAGCCCCAUCGCCGUCGGCCCUCCUUACUUUCAGAGUUCCAGCCGGGGAAUGAGAGAGGACAAGAACAGCAUAUCCGCUAUGAGCACAUGUACCUGCCGGAGCACAGCGGCCAAUCGGAGGUGGAGUACGCAGAGAUCAAACGGCCUCGUCUAGAGAUGGCGCCGGAGUCUCUGAUGAGGCCUUCAUCCCACCGGCCACAACUUCCCAUGGGAUUGGCUGAAGAUAUGGCAAAGGAUCGUAGCAGUGGAAUGGGGAAGCUGGAGCCAAUCUCCCCUGUGAGCCCGGCCCUUAUGGACCCUGACUUGGAUCUGGUGCCGGCUCGCUUCUCCAAGGAGGAGCUGAUCCAGAACAUGGACCGCGUGGACCGGGAGAUCACCAUGGUAGAGCAGCAGAUCUGCAAGCUCCGCAAAAAACAGCAACAGCUGGAGGAGGAGGCGGCUAAACCACACGAGCCAGAGCGGCCCAUCUCACCGCCACCCAGCGAGGCCAAGCACCGCAGCCUGGUGCAGAUCAUCUACGAUGAGAACAGGAAAAAGGCAGAAGAGGCUCACAGGAUACUGGAGGGACUGGGACCCAGGGUAGAACUGCCUUUGUACAAUCAGCCUUCUGAUACCAAGCAGUACCAUGAGAACAUCAAAAUAAACCAGGCGAUGAGGAAGAAGCUCAUCUUGUAUUUCAAGAGGAGAAAUCAUGCUCGUAAGCAGUGGGAGCAGAAGUUUUGCCAGCGCUACGACCAGCUGAUGGAAGCCUGGGAGAAGAAGGUGGACCGCAUCGAAAGCAAUCCGCGGCGCCGCGCCAAGGAGGGCAAGGUGCGCGAGUACUACGAGAAGCAGUUCCCCGAGAUCCGCAAACAAAGGGAGCUGCAGGAGCGCAUGCAGAGCCGCGUUGGGCAGCGAGGAGGCGGGCUGGCCUCGUCCGCGGCUCGCAGUGAACACGAGGUCUCGGAGAUCAUUGAUGGAAUAUCGGAGCAUGAGAACACAGAGAAGCAAAUGCGGCAGCUGGCGGUCAUCCCUCCGAUGCUCUUUGACGCCGAGCAGCAGCGCAUCAAGUUCAUCAACAUGAACGGUUUGAUGGAUGACCCCAUGAAGGUGUACAAGGAUCGGCAGGUUAUGAACAUGUGGAGUGAGCAGGAGAAGGACACUUUCAGAGAGAAGUUCAUCCAGCAUCCCAAAAACUUUGGUCUGAUUGCGUCUUUUCUGGAGAGAAAGACGGUGGCGGAGUGUGUGCUCUUUUACUACCUGACCAAAAAGAAUGAAAACUAUAAGAACAUAGUGCGGAGGAACUACAGACGCCGAGGAAGGAGCCAGCACGGCCAGCAACAGCAGCAGCAGCAACAGCAACAACAACAGCAGCAGCAACAGCAGCAACAACAGCAACAGCAGCAACAACAGCAGCAGCAGCAACAACAAGUGCACCGGGGCAGCCAGGAAGACAAGGAGAAGGAGGAGAAAGAGAAGGAGGGGGAGCGGGAUGAAGACAAAAAUGAACCUGAAGAAAAGGAAGAUGGAAUGAAAGACGACACCUCUGGAGAAGAUGCCGAGGACAAAGAGCCCGCUGUGGCUUUCAAGGGCCGACGCACGGCCAACAGCCAGGGGCGCCGCAAGGGCAGAAUCACCCGCUCCAUGACCAGCGAAGUGGACGAGACCGCCACGCCGCCACUCAACAACGAGCUGGCCAACCUGGAAAUGAAUGAGAGCUCUCGCUGGACUGAAGAAGAGAUGGAAACUGCCAAAAAAGGCCUUCUCCAGUAUGGUAGGAAUUGGUCCGCCAUCGCCAAGAUGGUUGGAUCCAAAACCGUGUCACAGUGCAAGAACUUCUACUUCAACUACAAGAAGAGGCAGAAACUGGAUGAGAUUCUGCAGCAGCAUAAAAUGAAAUCGGAGAAAGAGCGAAAGGCCCGUCGCAAGGCCAAAGCCCCGCAGAAUGAGGAGACCAGUGCCCCGUAUACUGCAGAAGAGGACGAAAUGGAGGGCUCAGGAGCCAGUGGCAAUGAGGAGGAGGCCCCUGAAGAUGGAGAAGGUGGAGCCAACAACAGUUCUGAUACGGAGAGCUUGCCCUCGCCACAUUCAUCAGAGGACAGCAAGGCGAAGGAGGAAGGCUCGAGUAGGUCAAAGGGCAGCUCCGCCACCGGGGACAAGGAGGCGGCGGGCUCAGACGUGGGCCAGGCCGGGGAGGAGAAACCUCCAGUUAAGGAAGAUGCAGAGUCGGCCAUCAAGCAGGAGAUAAAGACUGAGACAGGGGAGCCUAGCAAAGAGCAGCUGAAGCCAACUUCACCCAGCGAUGCCAUCGAUAAAAAACCUCCCACUGCAGAAUUGGAAGAAGGUAAAAGCUCCGGCAAGAACUCCCGGAAGGACCACGGGCCCAGGACCGGUUCCCAUGGCGACAGUGACUCUAGUGCCACUUGCAGCGCUGAUGAAGUGGAGGAGACGGAGAACCCAGACAAGAACAGAAUGACAUCCCCGCGGCCGAGUCUGCUGAACUACACUCAUGAUGGCGUCAUCUCCUCCCCGCUGCAGAAGCCCAUGGACCUGAAACAGCUCAAACAGAGGGCUGCCGCUAUACCUCCUAUUAUGCCAGAAGCCUCCAUGCCAGGCAGUCAGCGGAGUGGAGGUAGCAAGGCAGUGCUGCCCCCUCAUGCCCUGGCAUUGUACCAACAACAGAUCACCAUGGCUCAUGGGGAGUCAUCUCAGGAGGUCAAAAUGCAGCAGCAGCAGCAGCUUCCAGGCCAGCCAGGCAAACCGCAGCCCUACACCUUGCAGGCAGAGCGAGACAGGGAGGCUCUCCACAGCAGCAGUCCUCAUGUCCGCUCCCGCAGCCCCUCCACCAGUGACAAGGAUGAGCUGGAAGGCAACGAGAGGUGGUUACUGACCCUCCUGCAGGGAUUAAAAAAGUCCCGGGCUUUCUCCCCGCACGGUGAAGCAAAGAAGCAGGCGCUCGGCCCCGAUGACCUGAGGACCUCCAACUUGGGCCGACAGGUUCUCUCCCCUUACCCCAUGUCCCCACGAGACAUGGCCAAGAUCAGUCACGACCAACACCUGCUGCACUUCAACUCGUUCCAGCAGACCGGCCACCCCUCACUCCCUAACCUGCCACAGGACAGUGGAAGGCUGGCAGCAGUGAGACCCCUCACGAUGCCAGAGCCUCCGCCGCUAAUUUCCUCUACCAAGCAAGGGGGCUCCAUCACACAGGGCACCCCGGUGCAGUUGCACAGCCCAGCUCACGGGUUGGACCAUGGGAAGAUGACCCCCACUCAAAUGGGUCUGUCUUGGAUGGAUCAAAGGAAAGUGGCAGGUGCUUUUCCCGUCAUAAAGCAGGAACAGUUGUCUCCUCGCAGCUCAUCUUCUCAAGCGGACAACCUUUCAUCCCAGGGGUCGCCUCAUGAUAUCGCCGCAGGACGUGGAUCUAUUCCAGCGGUGCAGGGAGGUAGCAUCACCAAGGGUAUCCCAGGGACCAGAAUGCAUCCAGAUUCAUCAAUCUCCUACCGAGGGGGCUCCAUUACUCAGGGGACGCCAGCGGAUGUGCUGUACAAGGGAACCAUAACGCGUCUGAUCACAGAGGACAGCGCCAGUCGGGCCGAGAGGGAGCGGGAUGAGGCGCUGUCCAAAGGCCAUGUGGUCUAUGAGGGCAUCAGUGGACACAUUCUCACAUACGACCGCCCAGCUUCUCAGACCCCUAAAGAUGAGGGCCGAGGCCAGUCUGGGGAAAUUCUAGGCCUGAAGCGUCCGUAUGACAUCAUGGAGGGGGGCAUCUCAAGAGGAAUGCCUUUGAGGGAUCCACUCUCUGGUGCCAGCUGUGAAGGUCUGAUUGGUCGAGCCAUGCCUCACGACAGGGACAGUCCUCAUCACACACCUUACAAGGAUGCUCAUCACAUCCGUGGCUCCAUCUCACAAGGUAUACCCCGUCAUCUGGACCCUCAGGACGUCUACUCGAGGAGGGAUGCCAAGCAGAUGAAGCGAGAGGGCUCCCCGCCCCGCGGGCCCGGCUCGCUCUCCGACGCGAUGAAGGGCAGAGAGGCCAUGGUGCCUACGGUGAAGGAGGCUGGCCGCUCCAUCCACCUCAUUCCCAGAGAGGAGCUCAGACAGCCUGCCAAGGAGGGCAUCAUGGCACAGGGAACACCCAUGAAGCAGGAGCCAACUGGUUCAGGGAAACGUCACGAUGUCCGCUCCAUUAUAGCCAGUUCACCACGUUCUUACCACAACGCACCCUCCCACAUGGACAUGCGGGCCGAGAGGGGCCGCUACGACGAGGCGCCAAAAGGGCGGCCCAGCGCGGUGGUCAGUACAGCUAGCACCAUAGCCCGCUCGUCUCCCGUUACACUGGGGUCAGAGCAGGGAAGCAAGGCUCAUCACAGUCCAGUGGGCUACGAGGACAAAAGCGCCUUGAGGGCCCCUUACCCGGGGCCUUCACACCGUGGCUCCCCACUGUCCAGGGAGGCAAGCCAAAGGCAGCAUGACGGUUCCGGUAAGAAUCCGUCUCAGGAGCGUAAAGCCACGCCGAGCCCCAGAGAAAUGAGCGCUACCAAAUCGCCCCUACCAGGUGUUCCAGAUCAACAGACCUAUGAGCGUCUGCUGCAGGGUCUCGGUGCCACAGACGUGUACCGUCAAAUCCCCAUAGCCUUCGACCCCGCGUCGCUGCACCGCGGCAUCCCCAUGGAUCCAGCGACCUACUACUUGCCUCGCCACCUCGCACCCAAUCCGGCGUACUCUUACCCCUACCUCAUCCGGGGCUUUCCCGACACGGCGGCCCUGGAAAACCGGCAGACGCUGCUCAAUGACUACAUCACCUCGCAGCAGAUGCACCAGUGGCCCGCUGCCAUGGCGGCACCGCGCUCGGACCUGCUGAGGGGCCUUACUCCUCGAGACCAGCCCCUUCAAAUGCCCUAUUCUGCAGCCCCGCGAGGGAUCAUCGAUCUUUCUCAGGUGCCACACUUGCCUGUCCUGGUGCCUCCCUCUGCGGGGGGGGCUGGUUCCCCAAUGGAUCGCAUCUCCUACAUCCCCGGGGGAAGCGGCCCCUUCCCUGGCAGGCCUUACACCACCUCCCCCAUCUCACCUGUGGGGUCCUCACACGUGAACAAGAUGCAGGCCGUAGAGCGUGAGCGCGAAAGAGACCGCGAGCGUGACAGAGAGCGGGAGAGGGACCGGGAAAGAGACCGAGAGCGAGAGAGAGAGAGGGAGCGAGAGCGCGACCGAGAGCGCGACCGAGAGAGAGAUCGAGAAAGAGAACGGGAGCGUGACCGCGAGAGGGACAGAGAGAGAGACCGGGACCGGGAGCGUGACCGAGAGAAGGGCGGCUCGCUUGGAAACGUGGAGCACGCCCCCAUCUGGCGACCAGGUACCGAGCACAGCUUGGCGAGCAGCAGUAGCAGUGCGAGACCUUCCUCCCAACCGUACAGCCACCAGCACUCCCCGGUGUCCCCUCGCAACCAGGAGAACGUGCAGCAGAGGCCGAGUGUCCUUCACAACACUGGGGGCAAAAGUCUUUCUAUCAGUGAUCACGGCUCAUCUGUGUUCCGGUCCAUGUCCUCAGGCCCGGCCCACUACCAACGUUAUCCUGGCCACCUCCAGAGGACCGGCGUGCCCCCGGAGACCUAUCCUACUGCCAUGGACUCAAAUGUAGGCAAAGAGCAGGGUCGCGAAGGAGGCAAGAACAGGGGGGGUCCACCCAAGCACGCGCAGGACCAGCACGGGCCCUCCGGUAAAUCUGAGUCCAGGCUGUCCUGCCCCAGCCCAGUAGGAAUGUACCCGGGCUCCUACCCCUCGGCCCCCGGUCGGCCCCAGCUCCUGCUCCCUCCCCAAUCUGAUAACCCCCCCGGCCGUGGAGAAAGCGGUACACCUAGUAGGGAAAAGACUCAAAACAAAGCGAUGUCCUCUCAGGAACAAGAGCUCCGAGCACUCGGUAAGACCACCAUGACUGCGGCCAACUUCAUAAACGCGAUUAUUAUGCGUCAAAUUUCUUGUGAAACGGGGAUGGCAGAGAGCGGCGCCACUGAUGGUAAGACGCUCUGGAUCCCAUGGUCCCCCUCAUCACCCAGACCUUCCCCCGUCAGUCUGUGGCCUAUUGCACGCUGUGGUGGUUGGCAUUCUCAAAUCAGCCUGAUAGAUUUACUGUUUUCCUUCAACGCUAUACUUUUAUGUUUUACUUUUAACAGUUUUUCUUCACAAGCUAUUGAACCAGUUUCCCCAGUUGGAGCCAACUCUGCUGAUGUCCAGGGAGGGGCCUCUUACUCCAACGAGCAGGGAGAACAAGGAAUGGGCUCCCGUUCGCCUCCCAAUGCCGCCCAGCCUCCAGCUUUCUUCAGCAAGUUGACCGAGAGCACCUCGGCCAUCGUGAAGUCAAAGAAACAGGAGAUGAUCAAGAAGAUGACCGUGGUGGGAAAUGACGGUGAUUUCAAUGCUGGUCAGCCAGGAACAGAGAUCUUCAACAUGCCGGCGUCGACAACUGCAGGACCGGUGAGUGUCCGCUGCCAUCCAGCUCCGGAGACUCCGGGUAAUUCCAUAGGCCUGGAGGCCAUUAUAAGAAAGGCCUUAAUGGGCAGAUACGAUGAUCAGCUCGAGGAGCGCCCCCCGUCCAACGCCGCUAACCAGACGGGAUCGGCCGGCUCUGCCGGUGUGCCUGUAGCCGAGGGACGCGCUGAAGACUUUUUCUCACAAGGUGGGGGAAAGUCCUCAAAGGGCAGCGGGCGCUCUAACGGGCGGAAGGCAAAGUCUCCGGGACCGGGGCUGUCCGGAGGGGAGAGACCUUCCUCCGUGUCCUCAGUCCACUCUGAAGGAGACUGCAACAGACGAACUCCUCUUACUAACCGCGUGUGGGAGGAUCGGCCUUCGUCCACUGGUUCAACUCCGACCCCCUUCCCGUGUAAUCCGUUGAUAAUGCGUUUCCCCAGCGGGACGGUGUCCGCCCCCUCGCCCUCCUCUGGCCAGCUGGGGGCCCCGGGGCAGGGACCCGCACAGGGCCGGUCCUGGGAGGAGGAGCCCAAGCCUCUUCUCAUGUCUCAGUACGAGACCCUCUCUGACAGCGAGUGACCCACAAAUCUGUUGUACCACAUGACCCGCUAACAGUCAACCAGCUCUGUGCUGCUGCACACACACACACACACACACACACACUUGCUGAGGCAUCUGCAAAAGCAACCAACACCAUUCCACUCUGCAUUCCUCCGUCAGUCGUCAAGCAUUGAGGGCGUCCUUCUUCUCUCUCUCCCAUGUCUGAGACGCCAAGCUGCCCCGAGCUCAGACACUGCUGCGCCGUGUGUGUGUGUGUAUGUGUGUCUGUGUUUGCACUUAUGUGUGAUGCAUUCACUCCAGGACUACUCAAAAGGACAAAUCACUUCUUACCUUUUCUUUAGUUUUCUUUUUUUACUUUUCUUCUUUUUUUUACCUUGCUACUUGUCCUCACUGGCCUUAUCAUUCUAGACGCCGUGACCUGCACCGUUUUGUCCGUACCGAUCUCUUGUUGCUGACUGACUCCGCGGGUGACGUUGUUGCUGCUCCGGUGACCAUUUAAACGUGAGAACCGCAGAUCCGACCCGAGAACAGCGGGCCGCGUGGCGAGGGCCCUCUCGCGUUUGUUCAAAGUGAACGCCAGGUGCAGGCGGCCGGUGCACCACGACCACUACAGGUGCGAGGCGACGGGAGGAGGAUCAGCGUCUUGUUUUAUCUGGUUUCGGUUCGUUCUUCUGCUCCUUUUUAAAGUCGGUUAGUCCUGUGUUUGGAACGUGAGCUGAGACCGUUAGUACAUUUUGAUGGUGAACUUUUGAUGGUGUCAUUUGUUGUCUAUUAUCUGCAAU